GGCAGACAGAUAAUUGUGCGAGAACGACGAAGACUCGGAUCGCGAUUUUACGACGUAGCCGCGUCGCGACAAUCAUUAUCGAUAAAUGUUUCUUCUCGAGAGACGGAGCGGAGAGCUCGAGGGGAAUCGGUUGCGAAUUAAUUGCCGGCGCGUAUCGUUUCUUCGGUGUAAAAAUUCCGCGGUUUUCACAGCGGGUCCGGCGACUCACGUCUUAACGAGGAUUCUGCGUCACUGGACGACCGUGACGUCUCCGGACGGUCUCGUAACGCCGAUCCUCUUACAAAGAAGAUUUACGUAACGCGAUAUCCUGCGGCCGCGCGUCCGUCUGACAAUCCGCCGUUUGCACCGAACGGCAUAAUUGCAUCUUCGGCACGAACGACUUAAGUGCACUCGCGACGUUCCGCGGCACGAACGUUUGACGCCUGGCUCGACGGAUGAAUCAUUAUUCCGUGAGACACGAAGUGUACGCGGCAGGAAAGGGUGACACCGUUAGAACUCUCCGGUGUAAUUUAUUCAUCCUCGACGUGCAAUUGCUUUUCACAUUGUUUUUAACAAAUGACUUGCAUCGAGUAACAGCGGAGGCAAUCUCCCGUACGUUGCGACAAUCUGCUCCAAUAAUGAAGACAAUGAGCGGCGAAAGGACAUCGCUACAAGUUUUAUAGGGCCCGAAAGGGGCAAGCGGGAUUUUAAUGAAUUUCCACGCGAGACCACCGCCGCCCUUUGUGUUUGCGCCGAGAUUUAGCCAAACGUUGAGGGCGGCGGGAUACGAAAUUGCUUUAGCACUGACGUUGCCGGCUGCAACGGGCCAUAACAGGGUGCAUUUUAGAGCGAGCACUUCUCUCAUCGUAACAGGCGCGAGAUAAUGUCAUUCAUGAGCAUUCAUCGUACCCUCCGCCAUGCACAAUGAGCCAUUAUUACAGAGCAGCUUUGUUCGGUGCGAAAGUGAGUGUACUCUGCUCUCCAGGAAGUAACACUGAGUGUGUAGUGUGCAUGUAUAAUUCGUUUUGACUCAGACACAGGAGUUAUUGUACUUCUUCAAAUGCAAAUAAAAAUAAACCGAUGACAACAGCGAGAUAUCAAAAUAAAAAUUUUAAUUGUAAGAUUCGUAUUUGUUGCCAUAAAUAUGACUUUAUAUUUAAAAAUCGGCUUAUCUAGAUUAGUUACGAACUAUUCGCAAAUCUUGCGAUAUCGAUCUGAGGAAGCAAUUAAAACCAUCGGUUCGAGUCCUUUAAAAGAAAAGAUUUUUUUUUUCUACGCUUUACGAAUUCACGGAGGUCGUUGCAAUUUUCUUUGAUAAUGAUUGUCAUUACUAUAUAUGUAUACAUCCGGCUUGAGCAUUUAUCCCUUCCUUGAAACAUCUUGCACAGAAAGGAUUUUAUGAAAUAUCAGUAUUUCAUAUGUUAUUCACGAACGAACGAUGAAGGCGCAAACGAGGACAAUUUUCGCCGUUUGCUUUGUGAUCGCGACGUUUAAGCAUUUCGGCACGAGUGUCGAGGUUUCGUCAAAGAUCGACUUCGAUUCUGACGAAAAUGAAGAGACAUUGAACAGUACAAGCUUCGAUAUAAACUUGAAUAAAUCUACUAAUCCAUCGGAAUCAGGUUUGCGUGCAUCUAAACUGCCGACAAUGCCUUUGCGUCGUGGAAGCGAGCUCAUAAAAUCAAGCGAGCCAAGAAAGAGAAGAAUUCAUCCUUCACACAAUCAUGAUUUGGCUGGGCAGCCGAAAGUAAUCAAUAACAUUCAAAUCGUGGUAAAUGCCAACGAUAGCAUACCAAGUGAAAAUUCUUGCAAACAUGGCGUGUGUAAUGUGUCUGUUUCGUCGAAACCAGACGGGGAAGGAAAUAUCGUGACGGAGGUGCAUCUCAGCAUCAUCACAAAUACAAAACCGAAUGUCAAGAUCGAUGACGUUCCAGUAAUCGAAAGUUUUCGAGGCAUCAAUGAGAAUCGCGUCGAGCAACCUAUUUUUUAUUCAAUAAACACGCCGAGUGCGGUGUAUGCACACCGUAGCAAUAUUCCACAGAUUCAAACUAAUUAUCAGGGAUAUGGCGAGCCCUGGUAUCAACAUCAACGUACUUUUCAACGUCCGCAUGGAUAUUGGAACUAUCGUCAUUUUGAAGACCGCGACAACGUGGGAUAUCGAGGACAUAAAACAUGGCCGCGAGAUAAACCUGUAAUAGAUGAUAAGAUCGAACCGCCACUUAGCAAAACCAAACCGAGUGUUAACGUAAAGUCAUGAAAUGCGUUAAUAAAUUGCAAAACUUUGAUAAUUAAAAUAUUAAUAUAUGAAAUAAAAUAUUAGAUUAUAUAUUGUCACACGAUAAAAUAAAUAAAAUCAUUAUAAAAGCAUCAUGAAUUUAAUUUAUGCAUACAUAGUAAGUAUAACAAUAUCUCAAAUAUUAAGCUAGUAAACAUAAUAAUUAAAUGCAGAAUAAUUGUCACAUAAUAUUUGAUCGCUCGAUAUUGCUGAAGAGAAACAUAUUGACGUAAGAAAGUUAUUAAGAUUCUUAAAUAUUUCACCUGUGAAUUCUUGCUCGCGAGUCAAAAUCGAGCUAUCAAUAUAAUUAACAAUUGGAGAAAAAUUUAGAAAAAUUAUUCAGAUAAGAGGAAAGACAGUAAUACCAAACUUUUUCUAGAAAGAAUCUAUUAGUUCUAAGAAACUUGAGUAUUUAUUGGUAAUCUUGAGGAAACAUUUGAGCCCUGAGUCUCGAAAUUUUGCGACAUCAGCAGCUCUGAAUUGUAAAAAUUCAUCGUCAUUACAAUAAUGUUAUAUAGCACAUGGUAAAUAAUAGUAAA
Messenger RNA from Linepithema humile (Argentine ant), 2790 nucleotides. RefSeq lists its product as uncharacterized. The record is from RefSeq and is a predicted model, not a curated record. Lineage: Eukaryota; Metazoa; Arthropoda; Insecta; Hymenoptera; Formicidae.